ACCGGCGCAGAGGGCGGGCGGGGGAGGCCAGGAGGAGCGCUCGGGGAAGGGGAAGUGUGAGCGGGUGCUGAGGGUGCUCCUGACAGUCGUCUGCCCCUGCCGUGCUGGCUUGGUUGGGGCUCUCUGCGCUCUGACCCCUGGGCAGGAGUGGUUCCUGUGACCCGUGGCCUCGCGUGGAGAAGCCUGGUGUCCGUCAGUCCUCACCCGUGCUGCCUGGCAGGGAACCCUGUCUCAUCGUUUCAUCUCACGGUCCUGGUUCUGUCUCAGCAUGGCCAUCUCAUCACGCCUCGCCCUGUGGGAGCAGAAGAUUCGGGAAGAGGACAAGAGCCCUCCACCUUCCUCGCCCCCUCCCCUGUUCUCUGUCAUCCCAGGGGGCUUCAUUAGGCAACUGGUCCGUGAGACUGAGAAAGAGUCCAAGGAAGCAAGACUGAGGAAGAAGGUAGUGCUCACCUCCCCAGAACAAGAGCUGAUCACCAGCAUCAACGGUGAGAAGUCCCAGGAGUUGAGCCCCAGUGGGACACCAGCCAAAAAACCCCUGCCCUGCAGGAGAGGUGUGAGGAGGGGUGACGUGCUGCUGAUGGUGGCCAAGCUGGAUCCGGACUCAGCCAAACUGGAGCAGAAGCCCCAGCCCCAUGAUGCCCCCACAUGCAAGAUUCCACUGCCAGCCACAGACCCAGGAGGGGAACCAAAGGGGGGGACCCCAGGUACUCCUUGUGGCCCCCAGGCCAGCUCUGAGGAUGCAACCCUGAAGGCUGAGAAGACCCAGACUGGGGGUCUAAGGGACCCAGGAACUGUGCUACUGACAAAAGGCGAGAAGGAUCAAGGCACAGUGGGGAAAGGGGGUGGGGCCCCCCAGACCAAAGGGCUGAAAGGGGAGGUGCCCCAGGGCAAAGAGAGGCCAGGUGAGGGGGGACAACUGGGGACUUUGGAGAAGCGGGUAGGGGACCCCCCAAACAAGAAGGCAAAAGAGAAUCUCUCCAGGGAUGCAGGGGGCGAAGGGAAGUGGGCUGGAGUCCGGCUUCAGGUGAGGAAGUGGGGAGGUUCCCUGGGCAGAAGGAGCAAGUGGGAUGGUCCCCAAAGUAAGAAGGACAAAGGCAGCGAGCUCCUGAGUGAGGUGGAGAAGACAGAGGAAUCUAAGGCGGAGGCAGAGAAGUUGGGCAAAGUGCUGGGGAAGGUCGGGAAGGUGGGGGAAGCGCCCACCGUGGUGGAGAAAUCAAGGGACCCUCCAACUGUGCCUGGGCCGGCAGGUGCGCCCCAGGGUGCUACAGGAGAAGGGGGGCCACCUCAGAGUGAGCCUGCGGAAGCAGGUAAAGCUGGGGAUAAGACAGAAAAGGGUCGUAAAGCCCCCAGGGAGGUGGAGGCGCAUGGGGAGACCCCAGUAGCAGCUGGGAAGGAGGGCCAGCUAGACAGCCGAGGGCAGAAAGCAGAGGAGUGCAGCGCAAAAGCGGACAAUGGGGCUGAGGCCCUGGAGUCGGAGCUGGAGGGGCGCAGACAGCCCGCUCUGGCAAGCAGGGCAGAACGGCCUCAGGCGCGGGAGGACCAGCAGGGGCCUGCCCUGCAGGAGGCGGGCGAAGGAGGCUGGAGCGGAGCCCCGGACCAGGCUCCUGAGGACAGAUGGUACGAGGCAGAAAAAGUCUGGCUGGUUCAGAAGGAUGGAUUUACUCUUGCAACGGUGCUGAAGCCAGAUGAGGGGACAGCUGACCUGCCAGUGGGAAAGGUGCGACUUUGCAUUGAUGCUGAUAAAACCAUUACUGAGGUGGAUGAGGAUCAUGUCCAUCGGGCCAACCCUCCUGAGCUGGAUCAGGCCGAGGACCUGGCCUCGCUGGUCAGUGUCAACGAGUCGAGUGUCCUGAACACACUUCUGCACCGCUACCGGGCUCAGCUGCCGCACACCUGCUCAGGGCCGGAUCUGAUCGCCCUCCAGCCUCGGGGGCCCCUGGCGCCCUCUUCAGGCAAGGUGCCCCGGGGCAGCCGGGAGGGCCUGUCUGCCCACGUUGGCUCCCUGGCCCAGCGGGCAUACUGGGCACUGCUGAGCCAGCGGAAAGACCAGAGCAUUGUGGCCUUGGGCCGGAGUGGCGCCGGGAAGACCACCUGCUGUGAGCAGGUCCUGGAGCACCUGGUGGAGAUGGCAGGUGGUGUGGAUGGCGGGGUCUCAGUGGAGAAGAUCCGAGCCACCUUCACCAUCCUCCGGGCCUUUGGCUGUGUGUCCACUGGCCACAGCUGCCACGCCACCCGGUUUGCCAUGGUGAUGUCGCUGGACUUCAAUGCCACAGGCCGAGUCACGGCUGCUCAGCUCCAGACAAUGCUUCUGGAGAAGAGCCGUGUGGCGCGGCAGCCGGAAGGGGAAGGCAAUUUCGAGGUUUUCUCCCAGAUGCUGGCUGGAUUGGACCUGGAUCUCAGGACAGAGCUGUACCUGCACCAGAUGGCAGAUAGCAGCUCCUUCGGCAUGGGCAUGUGGCCUAAGCCUGAAGACAAGCAGAAGGCAGUGGCUGCCUUUGCCCAGCUCCAGGGUGCCAUGGAGACGCUGGGCAUUUCGGAGAGUGAGCAGCAAGCCAUUUGGCGGGUGUUGGCAGCCAUCUACCAUCUCGGAGCAGCGGGAGCCUGCAAAGUGGGCCGGAAGCAGUUCAUGCGGUUUGAGUGUGCAAACCACGCAGCCGAGGCCCUGGGCUGCGAGUAUGAGGAGCUGAACACAGCCACCUUCAAGCACCACCUGCGACAGAUCAUUGAGCAAGUGACGUCUGGGCCCAGUCGACGGGGCCCCGAGGAUGAGGACACUGGCUCAGGGCUCAAGAUGACCGGCGUGGAGUGUGUGGAGGGCAUGGCCUCGGGCCUGUACCAAGAGCUCUUUGCUGCCGUGGUCUCCCUCAUCAACAGGUCCUUCUUCUCCCACCACCUCUCCAUGGCCUCCAUCAUGGUGGUGGAUGGUCCGGGCUUUCAAAACCCCCGGCACCAAGGCAAGGACAGGGCCGCCACCUUCGAGGAGCUGUGCCACAACUAUGCUCACGAGCGCUUGCAGCUGCUUUUCUACCAGCGGACGUUUGUCUCGGCGCUGGAGCGGUAUCGGGAGGAGGGGAUACCUGUGCGGUUUGACCUCCCAGAGCCGUCCCCGGGGACCACGGUGGCUGUUGUGGAUCAGAAUCCCUCCCAGGUCCGCUUACCAGCUGGAGGAGGUACUGAGGACAUCAGGGGUCUUUUCUGGGUCCUGGAUGAGGAGGUCCGGGUGGAGGGCUCCAGUGACAGCGUGGUGCUCGAGCGCCUCUGUGCAGCCUUUGAGAAGAAAGGAGCUGGGGCUGAAGGGACCUCUGCCUUUCGCCCCUGUGAACAGCCCCUCCAGUGUGAGAUUGCCCACCAGCUGGGCCAGGACCCUGUGCGCUACGACCUCACGGGCUGGCUCCACAGGGCCAAGCCCAACCUCUCGGCCCUGGAUGCCCCCCAGCUCCUGCAGCAGUCAAGAAGAGAGGAGCUGAGGCGCCUGUUCCAGCCCCGGGCCCAGGUGCCCCCAGUGUGCCGGGCCGUGGCGGGCCUGGAGGGCACGUCCCCGCAGGCCCUGCAGAGAUGCCGCGCGGUGAGGAGAACGUUUGCCAGCAGUUUUGCUGCUGUGAGGAGGAAAGCCCCGUGCUCCCAGAUCAAGCUGCAGAUGGAUGCGUUGACCAGCAUGCUCCGACGAUCUCAGUUACACUUUAUUCACUGCCUGGUGCCGAGCCCAGUGGUAGAGGGCAGGGGCGGGCAGGGGUCUCUGACUCCACCACAGCCUGGUGGAGACAAGCCUGGGGCAGGCGGGCCUCUGACCCUGGACAUCCCAGCCCUGAGGGUGCAACUUGCAGGGUCCUACAUCCUGGAGGCGCUGCGUCUGCACAGGACAGGCUACGCUGACCACAUGGGGCUCCCUCAGUUCCGCCGGCGGUUCCAGGUGCUGGACCCUCUGCUCAUGAAGAAGCUCACGUUGGCCUCUGAGGGAGUAGAUGAGAGGAAGGCCGUGGAGGAGCUGCUGCAGACCCUGGAUCUGGAGAAGAAGGUAGUGGCCGUGGGGCACAGCCAAGUUUUCCUCAAGGCAGGCGUGGUCUCCAGACUUGAGAAACAGCGCCGGAAGCUGGUGGGUCCCAGCAUCAUUUUAUUCCAGGCGGCUUGCAAGGGCUUCCUGUCUCGCCAGGAGUUCAAGAAGCUGAAGAUUCGCCGACUGGCUGCACAGUGCAUCCGCAAGAACAUAGAUGUGUUCCUGGUGGUCAAGGACUGGCCGUGGUGGCAGCUCCUUGGUUCCCUCCGGCCCCUGCUGAGUGCCAACGUUGGGGAUGAACAGCUCCGUGCCAAGGAGGAGGAGCUUACAAUGCUGAGACGGAAGCUAGAAAAAUCAGAGACGUCUCGGAAUGAACUCCGGCAGAACACAGACCUGCUGGAAAGCAAGAUUGCUGGCCUGAUCACAGAGCUUGCCGAUGAGCGCUUCAAAGGGGAUGUGGCCUGCCAGGUGCUGGAGGGCGAGCGUGCUGAGCGGUUGCAGGCCUUCCGGGAGGUCCAGGAGCUGAAGAGCAAGUAUGAGCAAGUCCAGAAGAAUUUGAAAGAAGUGGAGAAGCAGCUGGAAGAAGCCCAGCAGAAAAUUCAGCUGAGUGACUUGGAAAGGAGUCACACUGGGAGGGCAGAUGAGUGGCAAAUGCGCUUCGAUUGUGCUCAGAUGGAGAAUGAGUUCCUCCGAAAGCGUUUACAGCAAUUUGAGGAGAGGCUGGAAUCAGAGCUGACGUCCAGGAAAGAGUUGGAGCAGAAGCUUGGGGAGCUCCAGGGUGCUUACGAGGGGGCCAAGAAGAUGGCUCACCAGCUUAAGAGGAAGUGCCACCAUCUGACCUGUGACCUGGAGGACACCCACCUCCAGCUAGAGAAUGAGCAAAGCCGAAACCACGAGCUGGAGAAGAAACAGAAGAAGUUUGACAUGCAGCUGGCCCAGGCCCUGGGUGAGUCUGUGUUUGAGAAGGGCCUCCGCGAGAAAGUGACGCAGGAGAACACCGGCGUGCGGUGGGAACUCGGCCAACUUCAGCAGCAGUUGAAGCAAAAGGAGCAGGAGACAUUGCAGCUGACUCAAGAGGUGAAGACGCUGCAGGCCCAAAAACGGGAGCUGCUGGGGCCGCUCUCUUCGGGGGGAAAUUGUGUCGCUGGUUUGAAGGAGAGGCUCUGGGAGCUGGAAUCCAGUGCCCUCGAGCAACAGAAAAUCCACAGCCAGCAGGAAAACACCAUCAAGCAACUGGAGCAGCUCCGCCAGCGGUUUGAGCUGGAGAUCGAGCGGAUGAAGCAGAUGCAUCAGAAGGACCGGGAAGACCGGGAGGAGGAGCUGGAGGACGUCCGCCAGUCCUGCCAGAAGCGGCUCCGCCAGCUGGAAAUGCAGCUGGAACAAGCAUGUGAGGAGAAGCAGAUGGUCCUCCAUGAGAAGCAGGAUUUGGAAGGCUUGAUCGGAACCCUCUGUGAUCAGAUUGGCCACCGGGAUUUUGACGUGGAGAAGCGUCUUCGGAGGGACCUCAGAAGGACCCAUGCGCUACUGUCAGAUGUGCAGCUCCUUCUGGGCACCAUGGAAGACAGCAAGACGACAGUCAGCAAGGAGGAGCUGGAGAAAGUGCACAGCCAGCUGGAGCAGAGUGAAGCCAAGUGUGAGGAUGCUUUGAAGACCAAGAAGACGUUGACUGUGGACCUGGAGAAUAUGCACAGCGAGCUGGAAAACAUGACCCGUUGCAAGAGCCUGGUGGAUGAGCAGCUGUGCCGGCUGCAGUUUGAGAGAGCCGACCUGCUGAAGCGCAUCGACGAGGACCAGGAUGACCUGAACGACCUCAUGCAGAAGCACAAAGACCUCAUCGCCCAGUCCGCUGCUGACAUUGGGCAGAUCCAGGAACUGCAGCUGCAGCUGGAGGAAGCCCAGAAGGAGAAGCACAGCCUUCAAGAACAACUGCAGGUGGCUCAGAUGCGCAUUGGGUACCUGGAGCAGUCCACCGUGGACCGAGGCAUUGUGAGCAGGCAGGAGGCCAUCAUCUGUGACCUGGAGAACAAGACGGAGUUCCAGAAAGUGCAGAUUAAGAGAUUUGAGGUCCUGGUGAUCCGGCUUCGCGACACGCUGAUCAGGAUGGGUGAGGAGAUGGCGCAGGCGGCCGUGUCCGAGGCUCAGCAGCGGGAGAGCAGCCGGUACUCCCAGGGGCGCCUGGAGGAGCUGAAGGCGGACAUGGAGGAGCUGAUGCAGCGGGAGGCGGAGGCCGGUCGGCGGUGCAUGGAGCUGGAGAAGUGUGUGGAAGAGCUCUCAGCAGUGACACAGACCCUCCAGGCAGACCUGGAGACGUCCAUCCGACGGAUUGCCGACCUGCAGGCGGCCUUGGAAGAGGUGGCGUCCGGCGACAGUGACACAGAAAGAGAUAACGUCUCCAUCCUCAGCUCCCAGCCAGAGGGCAGUGUGCAGUCCUGGUUGAGUUGUACUCUGUCCCUAGCCACAGAUGCCACGAGGACCCCGUCUCGACAGUCGGCCAUCAGCAGCCACACCCUCAGCCCCAGGAUGAAGGAGGAGGCCGGGGAUGCUGAGAAGACGGCAUCGGCCCAGCGCAGAGCCCAGGACGUCCACAGCAAGACUGCGGGAGACAGGUCCGUCUUGCCUCUCGCCCUCCACCGGCAAAAGUACUGCCAUUUCGGGGAUGGCGAAGAGUGUGGCAUCCAGAGAAAGCCCACGGAGAGAUUAGGAGCGCUGUCUUCUUCCCCGGCUUCCCAGAGGACAGACAUGUCCCCACAGUCUAGGGACAAGCUGCCCAGUCCUUCGGCAGCCCUGUCGGAGUUCGUGGAAGGACUGCGGAGGAAGAGAGCCCAGAGAGGCCAGGGGUCGGUGCUGGGCCUGGAGGACUGGCCCACUCUGCCCAUUUACCAGACCACCGGGGCAUCCACGCUGAGGAGGGCCAGGGCGGGCAGUGACGGGGGAGCCCUCUCACAGAGGCUUGGGGCAAAGUCGCCCCUGGAAACGGAGGGCGCCACGGGGACAUCGGCCGGACUCCUGCGAUCCACCAGCCUGAGAUGCAUCUCUUCCGAGAGCCCGGAGGGCCCCACCCCGCUUCCCGAGAAGCUGAAGACCCGGUUCAGUUCCUGCGAGUCCCUCUUGGAAUCAGGGCCGAGCCCCAGGAGCACACCAAGCUCCCCGCCCGCCCGCAGGGACACACUCUUGUCGCCCACACUGCGUCCUCGGAGGCGCUGUCUGGAGUCCUCGCUAGAUGACGCGGGCUGUCCAGACCUCGGGAAGGAGCCACUCGUCUUCCAGAACCGCCAGUUCGCCCACCUCAUGGAGGAACCUCUGGGCAGUGACCCGUUCAGCUGGAAGCUCCCUAGCCUCAGCUACAAACGCCAGACCAAAGUGGAUUUUGAUGACUUCCUCCCAGCCGUCCGGAAACCCGAGACCCCCACAUCCUUGGCCGGAGCGGCCAGCUUGCAGCGCCCCAGUGUCCCCUUGGAGAUGGAAGAGGCCGACAGGACCUUCCUCUCAGGCAUCAGGACCAUUUUGAAAAGCAGCCCAGAGGCCAAGGAGGACCCUGCUCACCUCUCCGAUUCCUCCUCCUCCUCCAGCUCCGUCGUGUCCUUCAAAAGCGCCGACAGCGUCAAGAGUCGACCAAGAAUCCCGCAGCUAGAGGGUGACAGUGGUGAGCCAACGGCCCCCGGGAACGGAGAGCCGGGGGCAGGGAGGAAAGAAGAGGAUGUUGAGAGCAUAAUGAAGAAAUACCUCCAGAAGUAGGAGCCAGCUCAGCCUCCUGAGAUGCACAGCCCUCGAAGAGUUCCUGACUCCACAAAUGUCUGGAGAGAGAGAGAUACUGGCCAGGCUCCCCAGGGGCCCUUGGUCCAGAGCCAGCCAGCACAGCCGCCCUCACAGGCGAGAGAGG
Molecule: messenger RNA, 7874 nt
Organism: Manis javanica (Malayan pangolin)
Lineage: Eukaryota; Metazoa; Chordata; Mammalia; Pholidota; Manidae
Source: RefSeq, a predicted model, not a curated record